AUGAAAGUCUACCUACUGAUUUUGUUUUGCGCUUGUAUAAAUAUAGUAAAAGCAGAUACAGAUAGUGAUGAAGCAAAGUACAUUGAUUUAUUACCGGAGGAAGAGAAACAAGAAUUCUUAAAUAGAAUUGCCAGGCGAAUUUUAGGAGAAAUUAGAAGUAGAGGAAAUCUCGGAAAGUCCAGUAUUGAAAUUUCUGAUGAAAAACUCAAUGAAAACGAUGCUUAUGUUCAAAAAAUUAUGGAAGAAGAAUCUGAAAGCAUAAAAAAUGAACGUAGAUUAGGAGUGGAUGGAUUAAAAAAUGAAAAUCUUAAAGAAGACGAUAACGUUGACAUAAGAGUGAAGCCGUUACCUGAAAAUCAAUUCAAUGGUCAAGAAAACCAGGAAAAUUCAGAAAUUACAGAAUUAACUGCAUAUGAAAUGAAAAAACGAAUGAAAAAAGAUACACCUGAAAAUAAUGAGCGGAUAUCAGAUGAGAAUAUAGCAUUCAAUAGGGAUACAGUUUCAGAUAUACCAGUACAUGUAAUUUAUGAUGAUGAUAAGAAUUCCAAUAACGUAGUUAAAAGCAGCAAUUUUAAUAACGAUAACAUAGCAGUUAGUGAAGAUAACAAUAAAGACGUCAGUGAAAAACAAAAUUCUCAAGAUGGAUUGCAUAAUGAAAGUAAAAAAUCGGAUAUUACGGAUAUGCGUAAAUCGAAUUCCAAUAUCAAUUUAGAGGGGAAUAUAGAAAACAAAGGUAUAGUCUCAAUCCCACAAACAUCUAGUAAUGAUUUUGAUUUACAGCAAGAAGAUUUUGUAGAGAGAAAUGCAAUGAUUCCAAAUGAUAAUGGUAAAAAGUCUUCAACAGAAGCAGAAAACCUAGAGACGGUUAAAGAAUAUACACAACGUGAUGGUGCUGAUGAUUAUCUCGAAAUGAAAUAUAGAGAAAAUGCUACAAAGAAUAAUUUAGAUACAAGGCCUAGCAUGAAAGAAUUAAAAAAUGUCACUGUCGAUAGUAACCAGUUAAUAAUCGGCUUAACAACAGAUGCUUCAAAUGUUUUGAAUACAAAUUCUCUUAGUAUUCAAAAUAAUGUCAGUACUUCAGGUGGGAUAAUAAGAAAUGAAGUAAAUAUAGGAAAAAUAAAGUCUCAACCUUUUUUAAAUAACACAAAGGAAUAUUUUAAUAAUAACGAUCUUUUGGACGAGAAAGUAAACCCUGAAAUAGAAAAUCAGACAAACAAGAUUGGUAUACAUCAUAAUAAAAAUUUUACAAAGAAUGACAACUUGGAAACAUACAUAGCUUCAAACAAAGACGAUUUAAUUGAAGGAAAUUUUGAAGGAAACGAUUUCAGCAACGACAAAACUGUAUUAAGAAAAAAAAUUCAACUCAAUGAAGAUUCCGCAGAAGAUGCUGAGCAUGCAUCCUCAGAAGAAAUUAUUGUCAAAACAAACAACUCCAACACAUUUCCAUCGUUAAAUACACACAGCAUGAGUGAUUCAUAUAAAGUGUACGAAAUUCAUAACAAAUACCCUCCAUUUGUAACGUCUGAACAAAAAAGUAAUGGAAAAUUUGUUGAUGAACCGUUUUACGCUCCUGUGUACAAUUAUGCACCUAGCAAUGCAUUUUAUAGUGCUUAUAAUCGCUUUGGUCCUAACUUCAAAGAAAACUAUAGAGUGAUUCAAAACGUAGGAUCAUUUGAAAAUGAAAAAAGUUAUGAAAAAAACCAAUUAAAUAACUAUUUGGAUUAUACCAGAAGUCAUUCGCUUGAGAAAAACAUUCAAAGAAAUUUUGAGCUAAAUGCUCAUAAAAGUAACUUAAAACCUUUUUCAAAAGAGUUUACUGAUAUGAAUUUUAACCCUUAUGAAUAUUUAGAUAUGGAUUAUUAUUUUGGAAGAAUUAGUAAUAAACCCGGAUCUAUUUACAAUGAUUUUACUAACGAAAAUUCUCAGAAUUUACCACCUGAACACAUUUCAAAAGAUUUGUUAUGGAAAGAUAGUUCAGAAGAUGUAAUAGAUCCUGAUCCCAUUGUAGAUAAAUAUAAUAUAAAGGAUAAGAUUAGGAAAAUUCGGAACAUAUUAUACUUACAAAAAUAUGGCAAAGAUGUUGUAGUAAAACGUACAUUAGACAAAAAAAGACGGGAAGGUAAUACACAAUUUAGAAAUAAAAAUCAGUAUUUACUUGAUUCAUCGUCGAAAGGAAAUGACCAAACCAAAUUCGUUUGGAUACCAGGAAUACCAAAGAAGAAAGAAAAUAACGUAGCAGUCGAUUAUUACUUUAGUAGAAUGAAUGAAGAAGAACCAUUGCUCCACAAUAUUAAACCCAACAUAUAUUUAGGAGAUGGAAAAAAUACUCUGAAAAUUGAGAAAAGAAGCAAAAACGAAAUGAAACCUGUUUUCAAAAAUAUUAAAGUUUUAGAAGAAAAACGUCUUCAGAUGCCAUUUAAAAGUGAUAAUAUGUUAAAGAUUGAUCUAGCCAUGACAGAUGGUAAAAACAUGAAUAUAAUAUUUAGAAAAGUGAAAAGGCCUGAACGUAACGAAUUUCGUGCUUAUUUAUAUGCUUGCUUAAAUGUAUUAAAGGAUAUGAUUGAACAUAACAAUAAAGGGCUACUGGGCUACAAUUGGCUCGGUAGUACGGUGGAUCUGCAAUCAGCAAUAUGGAAGCUGUUAGACUUAACUAACAAUUUAAAAGAACCUAGUGACGUUCAUUAUUCCGAUGUAGAACUUUUUAAAUACAUCGUAUAUCUGUUCAAAUCUUCGAAUACGCGCCUCGAAGAAGCUAAGAGAGAACUGAGUUAUAAAACUCGCAGUGGUAAUCAAAUUGAGAAACGUACUGUCAAAAGAAAAAUGCUAUUGCCAAGAAAUGGUAAUAAGAAAGUGGGAGAGAAGAUAGAUAAACCACUGGAGAGAUGGCUACAACUAUACAAAAAUAUAAGACAUAGUAAUAGUAUAAUUGAAAUUGACGUUCUUUUAGAGUUUGAAGACUUUUUGACAGAUCUACAGGAAAGUUUGUACGAGGUAGGAAUGUAA
This is a messenger RNA of Parnassius apollo (apollo), 3003 nucleotides long. Lineage: Eukaryota; Metazoa; Arthropoda; Insecta; Lepidoptera; Papilionidae. The record is from the annotation of a GenBank genome assembly.